GUAAGCAGAAAGUGUUGGGUCCGCUAGAAACAGCGACCAAUGAACACAUCGUACAGAACCUGCGAUCAAUCGAGGUCGAGGUCGAGGUCGAACGUAGAAAUUGAAUUGAAUUGAAACUGAAGCAAUGAUGGAAGUGUGUGCAUCAGCAUCGAGGAGGAAGAACACCGUAGGGGUAAAAAUUUCGUUGCUCUUUCUAUUUAUCUUUCACUUUUCAUCCACAAUUUAUGCCAUCAGAAAGGAUAUUAGCUUUCAAAUCAUUCAUUCCUGCAAAACCACCGUUCAGGGAAGAUACCUCCUUUCAGAUGACAACGGUUAUGUGUGUAAUGCUGGCUCUGUUAAUUCACGCUCUCGCUGCUGCCCUCAAACGGGGGAGAAAUUUUCUUGUCAUGGAUGCAGUCUUCUUUCACAAUGUUGCAACUCUUAUGAAUAUUGUGUUUCCUGCUGCCUCAAUCCUGCUUUGGUAAUCUGUUGCAUGCUAUUCCUUUUUCUUCUUUUUUUUUUUUCUCUCUCUCUCUUCCCCUUUCUGGGGCAUCAUCUGAUUGAACAUAGUAAAGGGCUUUGUGUGCAUUGGUUUAACUUAAUUGGACAGACUAGUAAGGAACGAGUGCUGAAGAUGAAGGUUUCCAAGCCUGCUACUGCAAGGACUUAUGCAAGUGUUUUUGACUACUGUGCUGGGAGAUGCCGUCAUAGUUCUGAGAGUGUGGUCCAUGAAAAUGCUUACAUUAGUGACUUCCACCAUUGCUUUUCUCUGCCAUCAAAUUCUUCUACAGGCAAAAAUGGUACCCUCAUAGAGGCAAGACUGAAUGGCAUCGAUGUUGUUGUUGGAAGGCAAGGUGAAUCAUGCAAUUCAGUUUGCAAAUUAAGAGGACAAUCGUGUGUCCCAAAUAAACUCGUGGUGCUUAAUCAUUGUGACGUUAUUCAGAAAUAUAUGAGCUGCAAGGGAUCUUGCUUGGCAAGUGUUGGAUCAGAUCAACCUGCUGAAGUGGUUUAUGAUGCCCCCAUACAUCUGAGUCCAGGAUCAUGUUUAUAUACUCAAACACAGUCUAUACUUUCUUGUGAUGGUUCACAUCAACACACAAGGAGACUGUGCCCAUGUGCCUAGUGUUUGCUAGAGUUGGGUGGCUAAUUUUCUUGAGGUGGAAAAGUAUCUAAUUUGCGUGUUGCGAUACAA
Messenger RNA from Cajanus cajan (pigeon pea), 1171 nucleotides. Its product is annotated as glycosyltransferase family protein. Gene Ontology annotation, molecular function: alpha-1,6-mannosylglycoprotein 6-beta-N-acetylglucosaminyltransferase activity. Lineage: Eukaryota; Viridiplantae; Streptophyta; Magnoliopsida; Fabales; Fabaceae. The record is from RefSeq and is a predicted model, not a curated record. Gene Ontology annotation, biological process: positive regulation of SREBP signaling pathway.